Molecule: messenger RNA, 575 nt
Organism: Spea bombifrons (plains spadefoot toad)
Lineage: Eukaryota; Metazoa; Chordata; Amphibia; Anura; Pelobatidae
Gene: RFESD
Product: Rieske Fe-S domain containing
Exons: 3
Coding region: 1-504 (167 amino acids)
Molecular function (GO): 2 iron, 2 sulfur cluster binding
Source: RefSeq, a predicted model, not a curated record
AUGGGCCAACAGCAAGCUAUCAGUGUAAAACCCGAAGAACUAGAUGAGUCUGCGGUUCUAGUGGGGACUGAGGGACACUUUAAGAAGAUCAAGAGGAUCAGAGUUAGAAUUAAUAACAGAGAAAUUGUGGUAUUUAAUCAUGAUGGGAAAUACCAUGCCUUGGACCUUCGCUGUUACCAUUCCGGGGGACCAUUGGAUCUUGGUGACAUUGAGGACAUCAGUGGACAGACUUGCAUUGUUUGUCCAUGGCACAAGUAUAAAAUUGCAUUGGCCACUGGAGAAGGACUAUAUCAAGGAAUCGACCCUCAGUCUCCCAAUAAAGCCAAAAAGUGGUACUCCAAGGGGGUGAAGCAAAGGAUUCACAAAGUCACUGUCCAAAAUGGAGGGAUCUAUGUAACUUUGUCAGACACAGAUGUUUGCUAUGAUUCUGAUUUCUAUGCAUCAAAGAAAUUUGACAGUAAAGAUACCUUACUGGAAAACAAUGGUUGUACAUCUAACACAUGACAACACAUAAUAUAUGUUCUAUUAUUUGUUUAUUUUAUGUGAAUAAAUACUUAUUUAAUUUAAUUAUAAAA